This is a messenger RNA of Cinclus cinclus, 576 nucleotides long. It is a transcript of the gene MEIG1, whose product is annotated as meiosis/spermiogenesis associated 1. Lineage: Eukaryota; Metazoa; Chordata; Aves; Passeriformes; Cinclidae. The transcript is spliced from 4 exons. The record is from RefSeq and is a predicted model, not a curated record. The coding region runs from base 181 to 576 and encodes 131 amino acids. Gene Ontology annotation, cellular component: nucleus.
ACAGCCGUAAGGUGACGGACAACCGUGAGGGGACGGACAGCCGUCGGGGGGAAACGAGGGGAGGAAGGCCGUGAGGGGUGCCGCCAUCUCGCCUUAGCCGCCCCUCCGCCCCGCAUAAGAAAAGUCCCCGUCUUGCGUCUUUAUAGCCGAGGAACACCUGUGGAUAGGCACUGUGAAUCAAUGGUGACUCACAAAGUGCCAGACCUACCCACAUGUCUCGAAGAAAAACAUUCAUUAGGUGAAUCCAGCACGUCCUGUAAAGAAGUACUUAACACUAAUGACAUGAAGAUGUCUGAAGUUUCCGAAGUCAUGACUAAAGCUGACAUCAAACCAAAAUCUAUACAUCGUGCCAAAAUAUGGUCAGAUGAUGUAGAGAACUUGUACAGAUUUCAGCAAGCUGGAUACAGAGAUGAGGUGGAAUAUAAACAAGUAAAAAAAGUUGAUAAGGUAGAGUGCUGGUCAGAAACUGGAUUUGUUAAGAAACUUCAGAGAAGGGACAAUACAUUCUAUUAUUACAAUAGGCAAAGAGAAUGUGAAGACAAAGAUGUCCGUAAAGUGAAAGUUUAUGUGUAUUAG